Molecule: messenger RNA, 2412 nt
Organism: Durusdinium trenchii
Lineage: Eukaryota; Dinophyceae; Suessiales; Symbiodiniaceae
Source: the annotation of a GenBank genome assembly
AGUUAGUUAAAGUUGAGAUGAGCGGGCAUCACUGAUGUCGGCCGAAGCAACAAAGGAGGCAAUCGCCAAGAAAGAGGAGGUGAAACCAACCGUUGCAGCUGUUACGUACAUUUGCGGAAACUGCGGCUGCCUGGUGGAGAUCAAGUCGAAUGACAUUAUCAGAUGUCGUGAAUGUGGAUAUCGAAUCCUCUUCAAGAUGCGUUCAAAGAAGCCCAUGCAGUACCAGGCGAUCUGAACGCCUGAGAGAAGCACAAAGCCAAAAGGGCCCAAAGCGCACAGUACCGUAAAAGGACAAAGUCUAUGACGCUGUGAAAGAUGCUGAAAGACGAAGUCUCAACACAUUACUGAACCGACUGCUGCACGCAUGACUGUUGGCUUCUUGUAGGCAAGGGUAAGCCCAUCUGUACGCCGAUCUUGGCUUGCUACCGCUUUGAAUAUGACAUGUGUGACAUCUCAUCAGGUGGUUCAAGUGAUUUCCUUUCGCAAUGUCGCAGAAACUCUAUCUUCAAGCGAAAAGCCAGGUCAGAGCUGCAUACGAUGAGCUUGGGGAUUGGAUUUUUGAGACUUUUGGAGAAGGGCGGCUGGACAAGUGUGAUGAGUUGGAAGAGGACAUUUGGGAAGUUGCAAAGCGGAGACGUGGGAUGCGCUUCUUUACUGCAGGCCGGCCCAGGGACCGGAAAAGAUUUGCCUCCAUCUUGUUUCCGCUAUUUAAAGGGGACCCGAACGAAACACUCUAUCAAGAGGCUUUCCAAGACGUCCUCCGCGUCGCUGGAGUUUCUGUGAAGCCGCAGUCUAGGCACAAGCUCUCGUUUGGCGGUGGUAUUCUGUACUUCACUGCAGAUAACCAAGGAAAUUUGUAUGGUGUGGUGGCCUCCGACGACUAUCCCAUGUCGUUUGUUUUCGAGUUCUUGGAUGACAUGCUGGAGGUCUAUGAAAGCAUUGAUGUGGCCAGUGCGUUGAACAAGGCUGACGAGACUUUGUGGGCAGAGCAGCAGUUUGUUGAAGAUGCGUUUGGCGUGAGGGAGCUGGCUCUGGAAAGUUGGAAGAAGAGGGUGCGAGAAGGAGAUGGCUCCUCAUUCUAUUUCCCAGAAGAUGCACUCCGAUCCUCUGAGUUUGUUGAGCGGCUCUGAUGCGUCCGCUUCAAAGGGUAUGAGCACGCUACGCAGACAACACUUGACUUAAUCUUCUGUGCGAUCGGUCUGCAGAAGAGUCCCACUUCAACGACUUUGAAGUCUUUUGUUUUAUGCUGAUGGCAAGACACUGGGAAGUGUCCGCGCAGAAGAUGUCGCUGCCGCUGCACGUGUGAGGGAGGUGUUUCGGGAAAGCGAUGAUGUCGCCUCAAUGCUUCAUUCAAGUUGCUGCCAGUUUUACCUGAUGCAUGCGAUUGGGAACAUUUCUAUGUUUACUACACCUUGGAAGAAACGGAUCCGAUCAUCUAUGUAGAUUUGUUGGGGCCUUACAUCUAGAGCGGCGUGGCAACCUGAUUGCAUUUUCAAGCUGUUCCCGCAGAGGCACGCCGGCACCAUCGAAUGAUAGCAGAGUGCCAUGUCCAAUGUGAAGUGGUGCCCGCUGUAGGUGUCGAUGAGUUCUUCGGCGUGAGCAAGCCGGAGACCUUCUUGGCCAGCACAGUGCCGAAGGAUUACUGUACUUGAAAAUGAUAUGGGAUGCGAUUGUGCAGCACGAAGGUGAGACAUCUUUCUUUCCGCUACUGCGCUUUGCUUGAUCUGAGUCAGACAGAAUGGACAUCGCCUCAAUGAAGCACGGCUUCUAAAAUGCACAGCCCUAUCCAAAGGUUGAUAUCAAAGUGCGCAAUGUCUUUGGGCUGCGGGCUGUGGGGGUUAGUUGGCCGACUAGCUGGGAUUAUGGCACCUUUCGGAUGCAUGUCUCCGAGAAUAUUGCCACGCAGCACUACAGAGAGUUUACAAUCACACUCUCGCCUCUAAAAGAGCUAUUUGUCAUCACAGAUACUUCGAUGGCAGCGUUUGUGAACACGUUACGAAGCUCCUUCACUAGUUCCAGGGCAAGCUGUCCAAGUAUCAAUGCGUGACAAAAAGACCGAAGAGAAGCUCAAACGCGGCACAGAGGUCGCAGAGGCCAAAUGCGAAGCAGAGAAGGAAGCCAGCGGAGAGGUGAAUCUCCCAAGCGCACUAUUUAGGUAGCGGAUGAGGAAGGUAAGACUGUCAUGGAGGUGCCAGAGGGACUUCCAGGCAACAACUUGAUGAGUUCUACAAAGAGACUACGCAGUGAAGAAGAGGUUCCCUUAGGACUUGGAGCUUGGUAACAUGCUGCGAUGAAAUCCUCUGUUGAGUGUCCAACCAUGUGCCUGGCAACUUCCAACUAAUGACCAGUGCUGCAGCAUUUGCAGGUCUGCAAUUCACUUUCAAGCGUCAUUGCUAGGCUGCUAGGUGGCCG